CUCAUACUAGAGGUCCCAGUAUCCCGCUGCUCAGACCCAUGUUUACCUGGAAGCCGGAAAAAGGCGGGAAAAUCAAUCUAUACCUGCUGCUAUGACUGCGUCCCAUGUUCAGAAGAAGAGAUAUCCAAUAUAACCGAUUCAGAAAACUGCAUGAAAUGCCCAAGUGAUGAAUGGCCAAAUGAGAAGAGAGACCGAUGCCUGCCCAAAGUUAUGGAUUUCAUCUCUUACCAGAAUGACACAAUGGCUUCUGUAUUCUCCUGUGUCUCCAUCUUCGGAUGUCUUGUGACUGGCUUCAUAUUUGGAAUAUUUAUCUCCUACCGCGACACUCCUAUUGUUAAAGCUAAUAACCGGAAGCUGAGUUAUCUCCUCCUGGUCUCCCUCCUUCUCAGCUUCCUCUCUGUCUUCUUGUUUCUUGGUCGUCCCAGUGAUGUCUCUUGUAGAUUACGUGAAACCAGUUUUGGAGUCUUCUUCUCAGUCGCCGUCUCUUCACUUCUCGCCAAGACUGUUAUGGUUUGUGUUGCUUUUAAGUCCACCAAACCUGGAAGUCCCUGGAGAAAAUGGCUGAGUGUGAAGCUGCCCUAUACCAUAGUGUUGUUGUGUUCUUCCAUUCAAGUUGUAAUCUGUGUUAUCUGGUUGUCUAUCUCUCCCCCAUUCCAAGACCUGGACACUCAGUCUUAUCCUGGGAAGAUCAUCAUUCAGUGUAAUACAGGCUCAGAUAUCUGGUUCUACUCUGUGUUGGGUUAUCUGGGGUUCCUGGCAGCGGUGAGCUUUGUUCUGGCUUUCAUGGUGAGGACAUUACCGGACACUUUCAAUGAGGCCAAGUACAUCACCUUCAGCAUGCUGCUGUUCUGUAGUGUCUGGAUCGCCAUGAUCCCAGCUUAUCUGAGCACCACAGGGAAAUCCAUGGUGGCUGUGGAGAUCUUUGCAGUGAUUGCGUCCAGUGCUGGAUUUUUAGGGUGUGUGUUUUUCCCAAAAUGUUUUAUCAUUUUAUUGAAAUCUGAAAUGAACAGAAAAACUGACCUGCUGGGGAAAAGGAAGAAAUGAAAAUAUUCACCCCACAUCUAUCUAUGAACAGUAAUUAACAUAGAAACAUUAUAAUAUUUACUUGAAUAUUUCUUAACCAGUUUGUAUAAAUUAGAAACAUAUAUACAUGUAAUAAUAUGAUUCCAUCUCUUUCAAUAAUUGUUGCAUUUAUCAAGACAUUAAUUCAAAAUACUUUCUGUAAAAAUCUCUGUGUAGUUUUAGUAGAUUUACUUCCUUCUAUGUGAAAAUGAAGUUUAUGAAAAACAUUAAAAGUAAC
This is a messenger RNA of Hyla sarda, 1300 nucleotides long. RefSeq names its product vomeronasal type-2 receptor 26-like. The transcript is spliced from 3 exons. Gene Ontology annotation, cellular component: membrane. Gene Ontology annotation, biological process: G protein-coupled receptor signaling pathway. NCBI's taxonomy places the organism in Eukaryota, Metazoa, Chordata, Amphibia, Anura, Hylidae. Gene Ontology annotation, molecular function: G protein-coupled receptor activity. The record is from RefSeq and is a predicted model, not a curated record. The annotation marks the transcript as partial.